Messenger RNA from Strongylus vulgaris, 1593 nucleotides. Lineage: Eukaryota; Metazoa; Nematoda; Chromadorea; Rhabditida; Strongylidae. The record is from the annotation of a GenBank genome assembly.
AUGGAGAGUAGAUAUGCAGCAGAAAAACAAAAGUUGGACAAUUUGGAAACAAAAGUAUUCAAGAAGAUGUUUCAGUGUUUCAGGAGCACAUCACUUAUUGGAACUACAAUGCUUAUUGGUAGCAUGCUACCCCCGUCUUCCAUGGAUGGCAUCACUCAAUCUGUUCUGUCCCUCUUAAACGAGAAGGUAGUGGAUGAAUGCGUUAUGGAACCCUACUUGGAAGCCACGGCUCAGUGGAAGAUUGAGUAUCUAUUCGAAAUCAUUAAUUCUGGGUUAUCCAUACUGCAAACGCAUAUCAGUGCACCAGAACAUUCACCACCAUCUAAGAAAAAGAAAUCUCCAGAACUACCUCCAGUAGAUCGACUACGAAAAGCUCUUCGGUAUCUCAGAUACUUGUUGCGGAGCUAUUCAACAAAUCAGAUGAUAACUUGUAGUUAUUUAUAUCAAUUAGAGCAGUUCUAUAAGAAGCUUUCCAUGAUCCGACACGUCGUCGAUCUCAGAUUAGGGCGAGAAGUCAUUGAUGUUGGUAUUCCAGACGAUCUCAUUGUAGAAGCAUUUGAGAUGAAGCAGACUCUUGCCGCUGUGCUGAUCAACUGCAAGGAUCGUGGCGAAGACGACAUAGACCAUUCUACCAGAUUUAUAGUGGAUAUGUGUGAUGAACUGGCUUGGUUCGAAUUAGAUGUCUUAUCCAAUUUGGCUGCUCUCUAUUCUGAUGAGAUCGUUUCAUUUUUGAUUCGACUCAGUGAGACAGUUUUACGUUGUAUUGGGCUUACAAUGGCUGCAUGGGACUUUUCAACAGCAUCAAAAACUUCUUCUGUUUCUGAGUCGCCCGUAGAUAUAUAUUCUUCUGAAUAUGGAUACUACCCAAACAUCUCCAGCAGAGUUGUUUUGGCAUUCUGCAGCAGCAGUACUCCCGCAGCAUUGUUCCCACCGGUCUUGAUUGCAACCAGACAACUUCUUGAAGAUGGGUGUGCAAUUUUCUCAAAUCUCUUAUCUGUUCUGGACUAUAUUCCUAAAUGGAUAAUGACUUGCACAAAGAACGGUGAUGUUUUAGAAGAAAAAGAAGCUGGCGAUGCGUAUCUUGCAUUAUGGCGAGCGUUCUUGGAUAACGAGGAGUACACAGAUGUAAUGUUGGACAAGUCAAUUAAUAUCUGCGCUGUUCAUCUUCUUAACUACCUCACUCAAUUAAAUGAGGAUAACCACGACGUUCAAGAUCCACGAUUGCACGAUUUUGAAGUUACUCUGCCUAUCUCGCUCAUCCUUCACCGAGUUGUAUUCAAGAACAAAGUGUUAAUUACCAAGUUCAUGGAGAGAGUGGGAGGACUUUCAUGUAGUGAUCUGUUGUACUCAGACGACUUAGACGGCGACACUUGCUUACUACGAUUAGGGAGUUGCGCACAACUUGCCAUCCUUUGUGACUUGACUUCCCAAGGAAUUCGACGUGUUGGCAACAGCACUUCAACGGUCUGUCGCACCAGCAGAAGUGUAAUGGAUCUUCUGGCCAUUUUGAGAGAACGCGUGGAGAAUGUGGCAAAAAGCAAUCCACCGAAGGAUAAUAUGGUGUUGUCGCAAUUACGAGAAAUGUUCGAGUGA